UCACCCGCCGGCGGGGCCCCGCCGAGCCAGCGUGGGAGGGCCGCAGGCGGCAGGCGCCGCAUCAUGUCAGCCAAGGACGAGCGGGCCAGGGAUAUCCUGAGAGGCUUCAAACUAAAUUGGAUGAAUCUUCGGGAUGCUGAAACAGGGAAGAUACUCUGGCAAGGAACAGAAGACCUAUCUGUGCCUGGGGUGGAGCAUGAAGCCCGUGUGCCCAAGAAAAUCCUCAAGUGCAAGGCAGUGUCUCGAGAACUGAACUUUUCUUCUGCAGAGCAAAUGGAAAAAUUCCGCCUGGAACAAAAAGUUUACUUCAAAGGGCAAUGCCUAGAAGAGUGGUUCUUCGAGUUUGGCUUUGUGAUCCCUAACUCCACAAAUACCUGGCAGUCCUUGAUAGAAGCAGCACCCGAGUCCCAGAUGAUGCCCGCCAGCGUCCUAACGGGCAAUGUCAUCAUAGAGACAAAGUUCUUUGACGACGACCUUCUUGUCAGCACGUCCAGGGUGAGGCUUUUCUAUGUCUGAGAGAAGAACUUGGGUGCACUUGAAGAAUUUGGAACGGGGGCAGGAGGAAGCUUUACUUUUUGCUCCACUCGUUUGAUUUUUGAUACUUCAGCUGAUUCCUUCAACACAGAACCCACCUGUGACACCAGGAAACCAGCUCUGUAUAGGUAGCCAGUUGGCUUUUUCUCCCAAAACCUCCAUCUCCACUGACAAGACUAAACUCCCAACCCCAGCCGAGUGCAGGGGACAAGCCUCGACUCCAUCCUGGUGCAAGCAUGGGAACAAACCCACACCAGGAACCACACUGCGUCGUCACCUGCCCCGCCUCUUCCUUGGGCCCUACAGGCUUUCUUUGGCCUCUGGUUUUGAAAAAAUUUACCCACCUGACCCAUCUAGUUUUUUUCCUACCACUUCUAUUUCAUACAUUCUCAUACCUUUAACUUGUAAAAUAGACUAUGAUAUUAUUAUUACAUAAUGUAAUUAAAGCAUUAAACUAUUCCUACAGUCUUUAGCAUG
Molecule: messenger RNA, 1011 nt
Organism: Cricetulus griseus (Chinese hamster)
Lineage: Eukaryota; Metazoa; Chordata; Mammalia; Rodentia; Cricetidae
Source: RefSeq, a predicted model, not a curated record